This is a messenger RNA of Phasianus colchicus (ring-necked pheasant), 3439 nucleotides long. The record is from RefSeq and is a predicted model, not a curated record. NCBI's taxonomy places the organism in Eukaryota, Metazoa, Chordata, Aves, Galliformes, Phasianidae.
GCCACCAAGGAAGAGAUGCAAGAUACAAAUGGGCUAGAGACCGAGGGGUGGACUCAACCAUGGAUGCUAUUGCACAUGUUAUCCAUGACACUUGUAACGGAUCUGAGCGUUCUAAGGGCAGUGAGAGACAGCGAUGCUCAUUUCUGGGUGUGUACUGGUAGUGCAAAAUGCAGUGCUGUUCAGAAGUGUGGUCCGAUGCUUGUGUUCACGGUUUCCAGACAGUGGUACUUGCUGAAAUACGGAGAAGAGGGCUUGGGGUUUUGAGCAGGUUGGAGGCGAGGACGGGGAAAGCUGGCUGAGGGGUGCUGGGUGUUUUGUUUUCAGGUAUAGAAGUCGCGUUUGAUGGCUUUUGCGUGGGCUCACAAAGCGUACAUCGAGUUUUCCUUUUCUGCCAGAAAGACUUAAGUUGCCCGAAGAUAUACUGGGGGGCUGGAACCCUGAGACAAAUCUGGCCACUGUGCCUGAUUUGUAGCCUGCUAAUGUCUAGCUCGGGGCAAGGAGGGGGUUAAAAAAGAAAGGAAAAAAAAGAUGGCAAGUCCCAUAGCUGCCCCUCCCCCCAUCGUGCUUAAUCGGUCUUUGUAGCUUUGCUUGGCAUGUGUCAGUUGCAGAAAGGCAGUAAUUUGAAGAGCAGCGCUUGAAUGGGGAAGAACUAUUUCACCAAGAACUAUGAAUAACUAUUUCACCGCGUUCUUGUGGAUGGUUCUUUGCUCGCCUUACUUCGCUUCCUGCCCUCUCCGCUCUUCUUUGUGUUGUAGCAGGCUACGUUACGUAACGUUAUUUCCUUCUCCAGCUUCAUAGGCGUUUGAAGACUGUUGGCGAGAAGUGUGCUGCUCACCUGGGCCUGACCGAUGGAUUCCAGAUGGCUGUGAGAUACCCACGCUCCAGCCCUUCAGACUACCGCACGCGUCUUCUGGAUUCUGGGUGGCCGUCAGUUGGGCCAGCCUCCUGGCUAAGAUGUUUGCCCCGCAGGAGUUGCUGCAUGUGUACGGAUCGCCACCGAAUGGAUUUCAUGUGUCGCCCAUCAGUCUAGCCACCGUUGACAUAUAAUUGUUUUUGGUGGGUGCCUGUGGAGAGUAAUGAAAAGCUUUGCGCAGCAUUUGCACAAUAAAGAUGGAGCAUGGGGAUAUCAUCUCUGUCUUGUGUGUCUUACUGAUGGAAAUGGUUCUGCAAGUUGAAACGGUGGGUCCCGUCUCCCAAAGAUAAUAUAGGAUGUGCCGUGUGUUUGAGGCCUUGCCAUCUUCCCCCUGCUUCCAAAUAAAAGGGCGUGGGAUUUAACGCGUAAUCCCAUCAUCGAUAAGCAGCAGGCAUAGAAUUAUAGAGGAAUAAGGUUUGAAGAAAGGUUCCAGGUAUCAUCUGUCGUAUGGCCCUGUCCCGAUGCUGAACAAUCUCCACCCGCAUGAUUUCUGACCGGUGCUCGUCAGCCUGUUCUUAACCAAUCUUGGGGUUUUUCCACCACUUCUGCUUUCUUUUCAGUCAUGGAUUUUGGGACGGAGAGAAUUUAUUUCUCCCACAGAAACUUUCCCAAAUGGAACAGCCUUUGUGAUACUUGAGAAGGCAAUUGCUGCGCUUCUGCUGUCUUUGAUAUUGGGCUGCUCUUCUCCAUUUUUCUUUUUUAAUACGAACAAAACAUUAUAAAAAAACCCAAAAACAAUAAGGUAGCAUUGUUCCAUAACUAGAAGGAGGGGCAGCUACAGGCUCCAGAAGGCUCGCUUGGAAUAAAGAAGGGAGAUUCUCCUUGGCCCUCCUCUUGCUAUUAAUAUGUUCGAAGAAGCAAUUUUUUAAUCAUCUCGAACAAUGGUGUCCAGAUUAAGGUCUCGCUGGGCAUUUGCCUGUCUAAUUUUCUCCAUGCGUAUCCCAGCAACAUCCUUGUAGACUUCCCGAGUUGCCUGUCCCUUCUUCCAAAGAUGGCAAACUCUUGGCCUGGCCAGCCAAUACGCUGUCAUUUGACGGGAGGGAUCGGCACCAAAAAGCCUCGAACACGCUUGGGGAGGAGCCGAUAAGGGCAAUCCCUAAUACCCGCGGCCUGUUCUGCAGGCCUCGUUUGUCCGCCGCAGGGGUGCAGCACUUAGAGGGCACAGAUUCCUUUCGCGGUGGCGGCCACCCGGUCCCCCAGGUCUCAUCCCCGCGAUCCCGGAGGUGCGCGCAAAGUCCCUCAAGGCCCGAUAAGCACAGGGCCGACGGGACCGGAUCCGAGAACAGGGCGGGGACAAGCAUAAAGGGCACGCGGGAGAGCCAACCGAGGCGCGCGAACGGCGGGCGUCGCUUUGUGGGCCCAAUGAGCGCCGCCGAGGGUGGGGCCGGAACUUAGGAGAGGCGUGCCGAGCCGUGCUGAGGGGUGGAGGAUCGUGGCUGCGGGAGUGUUGUAGUGAGAGCGCUCCGUCAUGACCGGCGGUAUUGUUAGGUCGCCGGCCGCCUGGCGCGGUGGCGCCGCUCUCUUCGGAAAAGUCGCCCGUCAUGCGUUCUCCCCCGACGUUAUCCGCGAGGAGGAGCCGUUGUGGACGUGGAGUGCCUUGCGUUCCAUAAUAUUUCACCGCGAGCUCCUGCGCUUUUUCCUAGCCGCUCGUGAGAAGGCCGUUGUCAGGUUAUCUGAAGCAGAAGAUUCUGGCGCACCCCUUCAUAGGCGUUUGAAGAUUGUUGGCGAGAAGUGUGCUGCUCACCUGGGCCUGACCGAUGGAUUCCGGAUGGCUGUGAGAUACCCACCCUCCGGCCCUUCAGACUACCGCACGCGUCUUCUGAUUCUGGGUGGCCGUCAGUUGGGCCAGCCUCCUGGCUAAGAUGUUUGCCCCGCAGGAGUUGCUGCAUGCGUACGGAUCGCCACCGAAUGGAUUUCAUGUGUCGCCCGUCAGUCUAGCCACCGUUGACAUAUAAUUGUUUAUGGUGGGUGCCUGUGGAGAGUAGUGAAAAGCUUUGCGCAGCAUUUGCACAAUAAAGAUGGAGCAUGGGGAUAUCAUCUCUGUCUUGUGUGUCUUACUGAUGGAAAUGGUUCUGCAAGUUGAAACGGUGGGUUUCCGUCUCCCAAAAAUAAUAUAGGUUUUUCCGUUUGUUUGAGGCCUUGUCAUCUUCCCCCAGCUUCCAAAUAAAAGGGCGUGGGUUUUAUCACGUAACAGCAGCAUCGACAAGCGGCAGGCGUAGAAUUAUAGAGGAAUAAGGUUGGAAGAAAGCUUCCAGGUAUCAUCUGUCGUAUGGCCCUGUCCCAAUGUUGAACAAUCUCUGCCCACAUGAUUUCUGACCAGUGUUCGUCAGCCUGUUCUUAACCAAUCUCUGAGUUUUGCCACCGCUUGCGCUUUCUUUUCAGUCGUGGAUUUUGGGACGUAGAGAAUUUAUUUCUCCCACAGAAACUUUCCCAAAUGGAACAGCCUUUGUGAUAGUUGAGAAGGCAAUUGCUGCGUUUCUGCUGUCUUUGAUAUUGGGCUGCUCUUCUCCAUUUUUCUUUUUUAAU